GAGUACGGGGACACCAUCGCUAAGCAAAACAGAAAAUGGCGUCAACUGAAAGCCAGCCGCGGUUUGGCCAGUCUGUCAAAGGAUUGUUAUCCGAUAAAGUAGGCUCAUGUAGCGGGGAUGUGAUCGCCCUGACCCGCCAAGUGCUGAAGGGAUCCCGCAGUCAGGAGCUUCUUGGUCAAGCAGCAAGAAAUAUGGUCAUUCAGGAGGACGCCAUCCUGCACUCUGAGGAUAGUCUGAGAAAAAUGUCCAUUAUCACCACACAUCUACAAUACCAGCAGGAGGCCAUCCAGAAGAAUGUGGAGCACUCUAAAAACCUGCAGGACCAGCUGAGACACCUGUUGAAGUGACGGAGCUGCAGAGGAUGCCCCCUCAGGAGGAUGCCCCCUUAGGAGGAUGCCCCCUAGGAGGAUGCCCCCCCAGGAGGAUGCCCCCUCAGGAGGAUGCCCCCUCAGGAGGAUCCCUUGUUAACAAUCACUGUCUCAGCAGAAGGGUUUCACGUCAAUAAUCUGCCACACUUUGUAACACACUGCUGGCUGGUGCAGCUGAGACUGGAUGUGAUGGUCUUCUCUGUAUCACACACAGGCAGUGCCUGCAAUGAAAGGACCUUGGCGUUGUUUUUUUUUUAGUUAUGUAAAAAGUUUUGAUCACUUGUAUUAUGUUAAUUUAUUAAAUACCUUGUCUGUGUCA
Molecule: messenger RNA, 687 nt
Organism: Epinephelus moara (kelp grouper)
Lineage: Eukaryota; Metazoa; Chordata; Actinopteri; Perciformes; Serranidae
Gene: borcs7
Product: BLOC-1 related complex subunit 7
Exons: 6
Coding region: 36-347 (103 amino acids)
Cellular component (GO): BORC complex
Source: RefSeq, a predicted model, not a curated record